Messenger RNA from Penicillium riverlandense, 888 nucleotides. RefSeq lists its product as uncharacterized. The record is from RefSeq and is a predicted model, not a curated record. The coding region runs from base 1 to 888 and encodes 295 amino acids. The transcript has a single exon. Lineage: Eukaryota; Fungi; Ascomycota; Eurotiomycetes; Eurotiales; Aspergillaceae.
AUGGCUGCCAGCAACGUCCGGAACAAGGUCCGCUUCCCCGAAGACCCCAAAGUCGGACGUGUCGAAGCCUUCCGGUUUCUCGAUCUCCCGUCCGAGAUCCGCGUCCUCAUCUACCAUUUCGUACUCUUCACGCCAACACGAAGGAGCGCUCUCCGAUCUAAUGGCUCGGUCGGAGCUUCCGCAAAGAAAAGCAAACCUCUAGGAGCCCUCUCCGACCGCAUUGCACUGUUCCUCGUAUCGCAUCUCGUCCAUGAUGAAGCAACCCACCACUACUACUCCAGCCAGACCUUCCGCAUCUUCCCCGUGCAGGACUUUGCUCGCAUGCCCAGUGUGCGCGCCUUACCGCCUCGCUACCGUCCCUCAAUUACAACCAUUGAGCUGAUACUGGGGUCCAGCUGGACCGCGCCACCGCGGUCCUGGGAUGUGAAUCCCGGGCUGGGAUUGCAGGAGAUGGUGGGGGUGCGCACGCUCAAGGUGUUUAUUCAGUGCGAUCCCUCGCACCCUGUUUUCGAGGGGUUCCGCAUUUCCAAGGAAUUCUAUACCGAGUUUGCGGGGGCGCUGUUUCAGAAGAUUGUUGAGCGACUGCCGGGUCUUGUGCAGGUGGAAUUCGAUGCGUAUCCAUCUGUUCAGAAGAGUGGCUCGUUGAUGAGCCGGUUAUUACAUGACACGGAGACGGCGCAGAAAAAGAUUCUGUGGGGUCCGGAGCGAGGUUGGACAGACUAUGAUGACAAUAAUCAUAAAGACCACGAGGAUGGUCAUGAUGAUGCUGAUGCUGCUUUCGACGGGCUUAGGGCUGAUGAGCCAGACCUGACUGACCCGAGUGUUCGUGAGACAGACGCCGUGGACGCACUCGGAACCUCGUUCCAAGCAGUCACUCUGGGAUCGUGA